Lichtheimia ornata is the source of this 726-nucleotide messenger RNA. RefSeq lists its product as uncharacterized. Gene Ontology annotation, molecular function: RNA polymerase II cis-regulatory region sequence-specific DNA binding; DNA-binding transcription factor activity, RNA polymerase II-specific. Lineage: Eukaryota; Fungi; Mucoromycota; Mucoromycetes; Mucorales; Lichtheimiaceae. Bases 1 to 726 code for a protein of 241 amino acids. The transcript has a single exon. Gene Ontology annotation, biological process: regulation of transcription by RNA polymerase II. The record is from RefSeq and is a predicted model, not a curated record. Gene Ontology annotation, cellular component: transcription regulator complex; PcG protein complex.
AUGCAGUAUGCUGUGCAUCAUGAUUUGGACCGUUCACCACCAGAGGUACCACUUAAUUCUUGGUCUGUAAAAUCGGAUGAAGAUACACGCUCUUCUCUUUCCAUGCAACCACUCAAACAACACAGACACAUUUGCAUCUAUCCGAAUUGCGGUUGGAGCUUCAAACGCUAUGAACAUCUCAAGCGCCAUAUGCUAGUUCAUACUGGUGAACGACCACACGCUUGUCCAUUUCCUGGUUGUGGAAAACGCUUUAGUCGCUCUGAUAAUUUACAUGCACACCAUCGUACACACUUGAAGAAAAGGCCAAAGCACCAGCUACACCAUCAGCAGCAACCAUCACCACCCACACCAACAACUACAAAGAAACCAGCUACACCUACACCUACACCUACACCUCCCCAUCAUACGCUUCCUCCAGUUGACCUUGCUCCUCCUGAACCACAACCACAACAUGUUUUAUCAGCAAGUGCUAGUGCUCCUCACCCUCAUCCUCAUCAUCACACACAUCACCAUCAUCAACAGCCACCUCUUCCUCAAGCACAAGCAUACACGUAUACACCCAUGGUUCUCGAUCAGUCAGAUAAGCAACCACUAUCAUUUAUCGGAUACCCACCUGCUUCACCGUUAUGUGGUUAUGGGCAAGAUCAAACCACUGAUAUGACAAGUACAUCUUUACAGCAAUUCAUACCUGAUUGGCAUCCUGGAGGUGUGACAAGAAGAUACUAG